AUCAUAUUUAUCAGAAAGCCUUCCUCGGCAAAAUAACGGAGGUCGGAGAAACAAAGUUGUGUGCUAGAGAGAGUGUCGAAUAUUAUCGUGAGACGAUAGUAUAUUAUAUUUCUAGUGCUAAUUUGUUAUAACUAAAACAAGCCAUGGGUGUAGAAAUUGAGACAAUCUCUCCAGGAGAUGGAAGAACAUUUCCAAAGAAAGGGCAGACUUGUGUUGUGCACUAUACAGGCAUGCUGCAGAACGGGAAGAAGUUUGACUCCUCCAGAGACAGAAACAAGCCUUUCAAGUUCAAGAUCGGCAGACAAGAAGUAAUCAAAGGCUGGGAAGACGGAGUAGUACAGAUGAGCUUAGGCCAGCGAGCCAAGCUAACCUGCACACCAGACAUGGCUUAUGGGGCUGCAGGGCACCCUGGUGUCAUCCCACCCAACGCCACUCUUAUCUUUGACGUGGAACUUCUUAAACUGGAGUGAAGGUGGCAGGAGGAACCAAAAGAAGAGGCAGAUAUAGCCACUCAUCUCAGAGAAUCAUGUUUCACAGUCAUUAGCUGAUCUUCAGCUUCAUUGCCAACCUUGUCAUUUUAGAUGCCGAUCUGUUUAAAAAGAAAAAGAAAAAAAAUCUGUUUUAUUCUUUUCUUUUGUAUUAAUUUGUUAGCUUUGUUUAAUGAAAAAAAAUUUUUGAAGAUGUACAUUUUGUUGAAGAUGCAAGCAACUGAAAAACAAAAUUAAAUAUAUACUGUGUAUUAUAUCCUCCCCUGGCCCUGUUUUAAUAUGAAUAAUUUGAUAGCAUUCAUUGCGCGGUUCUGGCACCACAAAAAAAUAAAACGGCUGUGUAUAAUUUCUAAAUGAAAAUCCCAAAAUCCAUUAAAAUCACUACAGGGACAGGAGGAUGCAUCUUCAAACUACUGCCUUACUGUUCAGAGAAACAUAAACAAAGCAUAAAACUGUAUUGCAUUCUGUACUCAUUGGGCCUUAACAGCCAACUUUAAAACAGUGAUAAAUGUUAAAAUAGAAUGGUGACAUUUCAGAUUGCUAUUUGUGAACUGACGUGGUCAAUACAACUCAUAAAUAAUAACAGAGAAGCUAGCCCCUGCCUUUGAAAGCAGCCUUCCUGUGUUGUUGAUGUUCAUCAUUUCUUUUGGACAGUGACAUCAAUCCAAUCUUAACACCCCCUGUAAUGGGUUUGAUCUCGAGUAGGUGGCUAGGACUAAUACAGGCUUUUCCGUAAGCAUUUGUGGUUGUUUUGUUACAUAGUUUUGAAAGCAUUUUUGUUUUACUAAAUAGCAAUAAAGCUUUCUAGAAAUGUGUGGUUUAGGUCAUAAAGAAAUACUGCAUUAAAUAUAACUGCAUUCACAUUCUUAUGUUACACUAUGUAUACACAUCCCCACCUACUAGCUACCCUUUUUACCUGCUGGUUGAAUUCAGAGGCAGGACAAAUCAAGUAGCGAAUACAGUGGAUUGAUAAACACAUGAACAGGUUGCAGAACAGUGAGCAAGCAUAUACAGAACAUAAUACAUAACAGAGGGUAGAUCUGCCUGCGCUGCCUCGUCGACUCACAAUUAAGUUGGGGAGUGGCAAGAAAAUCCCAUACCUAGUAGGUGAGAUCAAGAAAUGAGAGCGACAGAACAGGUAAUACAAGUAGGGUUAGACACUGCAAAAGGGGAGUGCCCUGACCCAACUGAACAUUGGCAAGCUUCUUUUUAAUACGAUUAAAUAUAGCAAAACUUUUAAAUAACACAUUGUGGGGUCGUAUUCUCAAAAGUAAUAGAGAAAAAAUACCUAUUAAUUUUAUAAAUAAAACAACCUGUUAACUUAUUUUAAGGUCUAUUGACCAUUCUCGAAUAGUUUAUUUCUAGUUUUAACAUUAACAUGGAUUU
Molecule: messenger RNA, 1874 nt
Organism: Polyodon spathula (Mississippi paddlefish)
Lineage: Eukaryota; Metazoa; Chordata; Actinopteri; Acipenseriformes; Polyodontidae
Product: peptidyl-prolyl cis-trans isomerase FKBP1B-like
Exons: 4
Coding region: 144-470 (108 amino acids)
Molecular function (GO): peptidyl-prolyl cis-trans isomerase activity
Source: RefSeq, a predicted model, not a curated record